Messenger RNA from Loxodonta africana (African savanna elephant), 4981 nucleotides. It is a transcript of the gene NLRP3, whose product is annotated as NLR family pyrin domain containing 3. Gene Ontology annotation, molecular function: sequence-specific DNA binding; DNA-binding transcription factor binding. The transcript has 11 exons. Bases 1279 to 4389 code for a protein of 1036 amino acids. Gene Ontology annotation, cellular component: NLRP3 inflammasome complex; cytoplasm. The record is from RefSeq and is a predicted model, not a curated record. Gene Ontology annotation, biological process: inflammatory response; negative regulation of non-canonical NF-kappaB signal transduction; negative regulation of acute inflammatory response. Lineage: Eukaryota; Metazoa; Chordata; Mammalia; Proboscidea; Elephantidae.
GGGGUCCACACAGCAGGGUGGCCAAAAGGGCUGGGGAGGAAUGGGGAGGAUGUGUCUAGGAGCAGAACUUGUCUUGGUUAAUGAGCUAGGAAUUUUUCCUGAUACCAGCCAAGUCUGUCCUUCAACAACAUUUAUGGAGUGUUCUUUUAUGCUUAUCCUUAUUCUGGGUUCUAUGUGUGUACGAGUGCGUGUGUAUGUGUGGGGUGGGAGGAAGCAAAGACAGCAGGAAAGGGCAGAAGUCAUGGCUUAGACCCAAGUUUCACUGGGUUUGCCAAGCAUCUUCUCAGGGGGUCUGUUGGAUGGGAUGAACGUGAGGAAAUUUACCUCCUUACAAUCCAAGGGGCAGUGGAGGUGAAGAACAGAAUGGAGUGUGCUUGGCCUGGGCUUUCUGAAUACAGAGGAGAGAUAGAGUCCAGAUGUGGACAGCGAGGCAUCAAGAAAGAUUGAUGUAACAGGAACUGGGAAGAAUUGGGGGAGCAGAUGGGCCUGUCUGGAGGAAGAGUGUCUCCUAAUGAACAGGGGGACGAGCUUGGGGGGAGGAGGUGAGAGAAUUUGAGAUGUCUUCUUGAACAUCAAACUGAAGUUGUUCUAAAUUCAGAUUUGGAGAGUUUGCUCAUUCCACAGAAUGACUCUCUUUAUGAUAAUUUUUAGGGCUUUGGGCUAGUGCACUGCCUUACAGGGAGUCCCUGUGUGGCGCAAAGGGUUAAUGUACUCAGCUGCUAACCAAAAGGUUGGAGGUUGGUUUCCACCCAGAGGAGCCUUGGAAGAAAGGUCUGACAAUGUGCUUCUGAAAACCAGCCAUUGAACACCCUGUGGAGCACAGUUAUACUCUGACACACAUGGGGUCACCACGAGUCGGAGUUGACUCAAUGGCAACUGGUACUUGUUUGCUCUUUUUCAAGGAAGAAAGGCUUGGUGGUCUACUGAAAAUCAGCCAGUGAAAACCCUAUGGAUCACAAUGGCCUGAUCCGCAACUGAUCAUGGGGAUGCCACAGGCAGUGCUUCUUUUCCAUUGUGCAUAGGAUCACCAUGAGUCGGGGACUGACUUGACAGCAGCUAACAACAAGAGAGGUUUUCAAAAUAUGGGAAACCUUUCUUCCAUGGCUCAUGACAUACUCUUGAAUCAAGCCAACAGAAUAAUUUUCUGAUUUUUGAUAACUUAAUUUUCUUUGGGGCAAGGGGAAUACUUUUAAGAAGGACUCUUCUUACCCAUACAUGGUUUCACUACUCAAUUUCCCAGCACCGAUUUAUGCCCAAGGACGCUGAUCAGAGCUGCAGAUGAGGAUGGAAAGUGUGCGCUGCAGGCUGGCCUGUUUCUUGGAGGACCUGGAGGACAAAGACUUUAAAAAAUUCAAAAUGCUCUUGGAAGACUAUCCUUCCCAAGCGGGCUAUGUCUCACUCCCUCGGGGCCAGACAGAAAAGGCAGACCACCUGGAUCUAGCGACCCUGAUGAUCGACUUCAAUGGGGAGAGGAAGGCGUGGGGCAUGGCUGUGCAGAUUUUUGCUACAAUCAACAGGAGAGAUCUUUAUGAGAAAGCUAAAAGGGAUGAGCCCGAGUGGGAUAGUGCAGUUGAUUCUACACCCAAUGUGAUGUGCCGGGAAGAAAGCAUUGAAGAAGAGUGGAUGGGUUUACUAGGGUUUCUUUCCAAAAUCUCUUUUUGUAAAAAAAAGGAAGAUUACUGUAGGGCAUACAGAAAACAUGUAAGAAGCAGGUUCCAGUGUAUUGAAGACAGAAAUGCACGUCUGGGUGAGAUUGUGAGCCUCAACAAACGGUACACCCGGCUAAGUCUUGUCAAGGAGCACCCCAGCCGAAAGGAGAGGGAGCAUGAGCUUCUGGCUAUCGGUCAAACUGCGGCCAAGACCAGGGACAGUCCCACGAGUUCCAUCAAGAUAGAACUCCUGUUCGAGCCUGAUGAAGAGGAUGCUGAACCUGUGCACACAGUGGUGUUCCAGGGAGCGGCUGGCAUUGGGAAAACAAUAUUGGCCAGGAAGAUUAUGUUGGACUGGGCGUCGGGGCAACUUUACAAAGACAGAUUUGACUAUUUAUUCUACAUCCACUGUCGGGAGGUGAGCCUCAUGACACGGAGGAGUCUGCGAGACCUGAUCGUUAGCUGUUGCCCUGACCCAAACCCUCCCAUAUCCAAGAUAGUGAGCAAGCCGUCCAAGAUCCUGUUCCUCAUGGAUGGCUUUGAUGAGCUGCAAGGUGCCUUUGAUGAGCACACAGGGGAGCUCUGCACAGACUGGCAGAAGGCAGAUCGAGGUGACAUUCUCCUGAGUAGCCUCAUUAGAAAGAGGCUGCUUCCUGAGGCCUCCCUGCUCAUCACCACACGACCCGUAGCCCUAGAGAAACUCCAACACUUAUUGGACCAUCCCCGCCAUGUGGAGAUCCUGGGUUUCUCAGAGGCCAGGAGGAAGGAAUAUUUCUUUAAGUAUUUCUCAGAUGGGCACCAAGCUAAGGAAGCCUUUAGGUUAAUUCAGGAGAAUGAGAUCCUCUUCACAAUGUGUUUUAUCCCCCUGGUUUGCUGGAUAGUGUGCACUGGGCUGAAGCAGCAGAUGGAGAGUGGAAAAUCCCUUGCUCAGACAUCCAAGACCACCACUGCUGUGUAUACCUUUUUUCUCUCAAGUUUAUUGCAGACCAGAGGAGGAACCCAGGAGCACCAUUUCCCUGCCAACCUACGAGGGCUCUGUUCUUUAGCUGCGGAUGGAAUCUGGAACCAGAAAAUCCUAUUUGAGGAGUAUGACCUCAGGAAUCAUGGCCUGCAGAAGGCCGAUGUGUCAGCUUUCCUGAGGAUGAACCUCUUUCAGAAGGAAGUGGACUGUGAGAAGUUCUACAGCUUUAUUCAUUUGACUUUCCAGGAGUUCUUUGCUGCCAUGUACUACCUGCUGGAAGAGGAGGAAGAGAGGGAAACGAGGAACAUGUCAUUGAGUUGUUUGAAGCUUCCCAACCGAGAUGUGACAGUCCUUCUUGAAAAUUACGGCAAAUUUGAAAAAGGAUAUCUGAUUUUUGUUGUUCGUUUCCUUUUUGGCCUUGUAAACCAGGAGAGAACCUCUUACCUGGAAAAAAAAUUAAGUUGCAAAAUCUCACAGCAAAUUAGGCAGGAGUUGCUCAAGUGGAUAGAAGCUAAAGCUAAGGCCAAGAAGCUGCAGACCCAGCCCAGCCAGCUAGAAUUGUUUUAUUGCUUGUACGAGAUGCAGGAGGAGGACUUUGUGCAAAGGGCCAUGGGCCAUUUCCCCAAAAUUGAGGUCAACCUCACCACUAGGAUGGACUAUGUAGUUUCUUCUUUUUGCAUUGAGAACAGUUGUCGUGUUGAAUCACUUUCCCUGGGUUUUUUUCACAACUUGCCCAAGGAGGAAGAAGAGGAGGAGGAGGAAGGUCGACGUCUUCCUGUGGUUAAUUGUGUUUCACCAUGUUCACAUGCUGCCUGUUCUUACCGUUUGGUGAACUGCUACCUCAUUUCCAGUUUUUCCAGGGACCUUUUCUCGGUCCUGAGCACUAACCCGAGCCUUACCGAAUUGGACCUUAGUGACAAUACUGUGGGGGACCCUGGAAUGAGGGUGUUGUGUGAAACCCUCCAGCAUCCUGGCUGUAACAUUCAGAGAUUGUGGUUGGGGCGGUGUGGUCUUACUCAUGACUGUUGCCUGGGCAUCUCCUCGGUCCUCUGCAGCAACCAGAAGCUGGUGGAACUGGACCUCAGCAACAAUACCCUGGGAGACUCUGGGGUCAAACAUUUGUGUGUGGGACUGCGGCAUUUAUUCUGCAAUCUGCAGAAGCUCUGGCUGGUCAGCUGCUGUCUCACAUCAGAUUGCUGUCCAGAUCUUGCGUCAGUCCUGACCACCAACCAGUCCCUGACCAGACUGUACAUGGGAGAAAAUGCCCUGGGAGAUGCAGGAGUUGGAAUUUUAUGUGAAAAAGCAAAGCAUCCACAAUGUAAACUGCAGAAAUUGGGAUUGGUGAAUUCUGGCCUUACAUCACUUUGUUGUCCAGCUCUGUCCUUGGCACUCAGCACUAACCCGAAUCUCACGCACCUUUACCUAAGGGACAAUGCUCUUGGAGACAAAGGGAUCAAGAUACUCUGUGAGGGCCUCAUGAACCCCAACUGUAAGCUUCAGAUGUUGGAAUUAGACAACUGCAGUCUCACCUCACACUGCUGCUGGGACCUGUCCACACUUCUGACCUCUAACCAGAGCUUGCAAGAGCUGAGCCUCGGCAGUAAUGACCUGGGCGACCUGGGUGUCAUCCUUCUUUGCGAAGUACUCAAACAACAGAGUUGCCUCCUGAGUAGCCUACACUUGUGUGACAUGUAUUUCAAUUAUGAGACAAGACAUGCAUUGGGAACACUUCAAGAAGAAAAGCCUGAGUUGACCAUUGUCUUUGAGCCUUCUUGGUAGUUAUGGAAGCAGGGGUGCCUGGCACCAUGUUCUAUAGCACUCAUGUUCCACGUGCACACAAGUGGGAAUGAAUGCUUCUCGAUCCAAGGUCAAGACCACAGCUCUGUGAUUCUUCUGGCCCAGAGUCAGAGAGUGGAAGCUUGCUGAUGGUGCCUUUAUGUAGGGGAUUUGAACAUCUUUGUUAUCCUCGGGUUGAAGACACCAUGGCAAUAAAAUCAUUAAGAUCAUAUUGUUCUAAUCAUAGUGCCUCAGUUAGAGGAUAUUUCGCCUUGGUGGCUUUGUGUGAUUAAUUCAUUCAAUAAAGCACUUUUUAUGUCUUUUUCUUCUCCUUUCACUCUCUCUAGUGCUCCUUUUCCUUCCAUCUUUUUCCCUUCUUCUGUUUACUUUUGUUGAUAUUAUCAUCUAUACCAUCUUUCUCUUAACUGACCAUGAUAUAGAAUGAGAUAAUUAUGUAUUAUGUUGCAAUUUUGUGGCAACACCUUAUUUAUUUUUAAUUUUUUGUAACAUUAAUAUUUUCUAAUAAAAAUAAUUUGUGUUUACUGUAGCUAUUUGGAGAUCAAAAUAAAAACUUCAUAGUAUUUAUUGAGUAUAA